This is a messenger RNA of Durusdinium trenchii, 924 nucleotides long. The record is from the annotation of a GenBank genome assembly. NCBI's taxonomy places the organism in Eukaryota, Dinophyceae, Suessiales, Symbiodiniaceae.
AUGUCUCAAAAGCUGUUUCUUCGACCAGGUAAAGCGAAGAGCUCCAAGGGCUCAAAGAGCCCAGGCAGCCCAGCUCCAAAGAGCAAAGAAAAAGAGCUGAAAGGAUCACCGUUGUCGACAACGCCGUUGUCGCCAAAGCGGCCCAACUCCAGGAACACCAGGCGAAGACCUGUGCCAAAGGCUUCCUGCAGAGUGACAACACCGCCGAGAUCUUCCUCCAGGACUCCUGAGCCACCAGGUCCAGUUGCUACUGCGGAGCUUUUCCUGGAGGUCUUCUUGGAACUAAAUGGAAGAGCCGAGGGCCAGGAGAUGCGCCUGGAGAUCCAAGUUUGUGAGAUGCCAUCCCGGUCGCGGUUGCGAUCGCUGCGCAUUACGAACAGGCAAGGCUCGGUGGGCAACGUUGUUCUGGAGGUACAUCGACUACGAAGGGCUGAGCUGUGCAUGGCUUUGGUAAAGGACACUCAUGAAAGUGACCGACCUCGUUUGGGAUGGGAUGAGAGCGAGGACUUCUCCAUCCUUAGCCCAGAUGGUCGGAGUGCAGAUGUUGCUAGUGCCCUACGUGUUCCGGUUUCGCAGUUUCUUGCUGCUUGUGCUGCAGGAGCUUCUUUGGAGUGGGAGGCAGACCCUACACGGUGUUUGGUGGUGCGCGGCAGUCUACUCCGUGCAGGCAAAGCUGUUGAGUACAUUCCUGGCCAACUCGGCAACAAGAGCGACACACCUACAAAGAGCCCCGAACCAGUAGGUGGUGGAUUUCAGGCAGCUCAAUUGUUGCGCCAAGAUCCUCCCAAAGAGGAGGAGGCUGCCUUUGUAAGUCGCUACAUUGGACGGGUGCUGCUACGCAGUUUCGGCAAGAUUCGGAAAAGAGAAGAACAGCUUGGCAGACCAGUGACACCGCUGACCGGCAAGCUGCAGCGGGGUAUCUAG